Knipowitschia caucasica is the source of this 1413-nucleotide messenger RNA. The record is from the annotation of a GenBank genome assembly. Lineage: Eukaryota; Metazoa; Chordata; Actinopteri; Gobiiformes; Gobiidae.
AUGGCCCUGAGUACGCGCUGGUGUCGCAUAGAAGCCACAGCUGCCCUGGAGCCAGAGCCCAGUGCAUCAGCUGCAGGUGUGAGGCUCCGCCUCUCUCCCUCUCCUGCCUCUCUCUCCCUCUCCGGCCUCUCUCUCCCUCUCCGGCCUCCCUCUCCGGCCUCCCUCUCCCUCUCCGGCCUCCCUCUCCGGCCUCCCUCUCCCUCUCCGGCCUCCCUCUCCCUCUCCGGCCUCCCUCUCCGGCCUCCCUCUCCGGCCCCUCUCUCCCUCUCCGGCCCCUCUCUCCCUCUCCGGCCCCUCUCUCCCUCUCCGGCCCCUCUCUCCCUCUCCGGCCUCUCUCUCCGGCCUCCCUCUCCCUCUCCGGCCUCCCUCUCCGGCCUCCCUCUCCCUCUCCGGCCUCCCUCUCCCUCUCCGGCCUCCCUCUCCCUCUCCGGCCCCUCUCUCCCUCUCCGGCCUCCCUCUCCGGCCCCUCUCUCCCUCUCCGGCCUCCCUCUCCCUCUCCGGCCCCCCUCUCCCUCUCCGGCCCCCCUCUCCCUCUCCGGCCCCUCUCUCCCUCUCCGGCCCCUCUCUCCCUCUCCGGCCCCUCUCUCCCUCUCCGGCCCCUCUCUCCCUCUCCGGCCCCUCUCUCCCUCUCCGGCCCCUCUCUCCCUCUCCGGCCCCUCUCUCCCUCUCCGGCCCCUCUCUCCCUCUCCGGCCCCUCUCUCCCUCUCCGGCCUCCCUCUCCCUCUCCGGUCUCCCUCUCCCUCUCCGGCCCCUCUCUCCCUCUCCGGCCUCCCUCUCCCUCUCCCUCUCCGGCCUCCCUCUACCUCUCCGGCCUCCCUCUCCCUCUCCGGCCUCCCUCUCCCUCUCCGGUCUCCCUCUCCCUCUCCGGCCCCUCUCUCCCUCUCCGGCCCCUCUCUCCCUCUCCGGCCCCUCUCUCCCUCUCCGGCCCCUCUCUCCCUCUCCGGCCCCUCUCUCCCUCUCCGGCCCCUCUCUCCCUCUCUGGCCUCUCUCCCUCCCUCCUCUCAGUCAGCCCUCAUUAGGAGCCCGAGCGUCCUGGUCUGUGCCGCCGCUGACAACCCGUCCGUGGCAGAAGACGCUGUGCUUAAUUACAGGAUGUCAGCGGUGGUGAUGUCACAUGUUCCUGUCAGGAGCACCGGAGCUGAUGCCAAAGCCGGAUACUGCCCCCCACCCCCCCGCAGGUCCCCCAGAGCCGGGACCAUCUGCGUCCGCCACGGAGGCUCCGGGGGAAGCAGUGAUGGGCGUGCAUUGAUCAGGACUGUCGGUGAAAAGCAGUCCAUGUACGAGGUGGCUCUGGGAGAAGGAGGCGCAGCAGGAUCCUGGGGCCCGACGUGUGCCGCGGACGGAACCGCCCUUGAGCACCGGGACCCGCGGCAAGAGGCGCUGACCGCGUGGGAAGAACACCGCUGUUCUUAA